Messenger RNA from Pedinophyceae sp. YPF-701, 1896 nucleotides. NCBI's taxonomy places the organism in Eukaryota, Viridiplantae, Chlorophyta, Pedinophyceae. The record is from the annotation of a GenBank genome assembly.
AUGAACGGCGUCGCGAAGCCCUUCCGCGGCCCGCGCCGCUCGCGCCAGAGCCAUGGCGGCAGCAGCGCGAGCUCCAAAACGUCUAGACAGACGGACGGCGAGCUCGUUGUGCGCAACAUCGUGGACAUGGCGGCGAGCCCGGCGAGCCUGCGGAUGUCCAUGCGCAGGCGGGCAUCCCUCGAGGCCACCGCCGACGGCCAGGAGAUCCUCUGCGCCGCGCAAUCGAACAAGACCGCCCGGCAGCGCUGGCGCACUGCGGUGCGGAAGAUCAUUCUGACCAACAUGGUGUCGUCGCAGUUUUCGACGCUGCGGGAGAUGCACUCGGUCCCCGCGAUCCACCCGACGCAGCUGCAAUUCAUCCGGCAGCUCGGCGCGGGCACGUUCGGCCGCGUGCAGCUGAUGAAGCUGCGCAAGGCCGGCACGCCGAGCAGCAAGGUGGCGAUGAAGAUCCUGCGCCGGUCGACGCUGACGCGGUCGUCGUGCCAGGACUUCGUGAACGAGGUCAGCAUCCUGCGGCGGCUCAGACACCCGAACAUCAUCCGCUUCCUCGGCAUCGGGGACGACCAGGGCUCGCCGGUGCUGGAGCCCCAGGUGUCGCUGACCGACGCCGUCCACACCUUCCUGGUCCUCGAGUACUGCUCGGGCGGCAGCCUGAAGGACCUGAUCAAGAAGCAGAUGGCGAACGGGCCGGGGAACCUGGUCUUCGGCCACCGCGACGCGUUCGCCUGGCUUUGCGACGUGGCGGAGGGACUGGUGUACUUGCACAAGUCAAUACCCCCCGUGGUGCACCGCGACAUCAAGCCGGACAACGUCAUGCUGGCGCACGUCAAGGGGAGGUUCGGGUCGGGGUACACGGCGAAGAUCUCCGACUUCGGCACCAGCAAGGUCCUCGGGGUGGAAACCAUCAUGCAAAAGUCCGUCACGUUCCGGAAAACGGUGCUGCGGCUGUCGGCCACGGGCGAGGCGGAGCUCGCCGACACCGCGGGGGGCAGGAGCGACUUCGCGCCCCGGGAGAGCCUCGGCGGCGCGCAGUCGGCCGUUUCGGAGUACCUCAGGCAGAGCGUACAUUUGCAGCGCUCCGUGCCGUCCGGGGAGCUGCGCGUCAUGGAGGAGAAGAAGCGCACGGCGGAGAUGUCCCGCAGCCAGCGCAACUCCGCGCUGACCGACGGCGGCGGGUCCUCGCACGGCGCACGCGGGGCGCCGCACGGCGUGGACGUCGGCAGUGCUCUGGAGCUCCCGCCCACGCCCACGCCGCGCACCCCCGGGCUCGAGGGGCUGUUCCCCCCGCUGGCCGAGGACGAGGAGGAGGAGGAGGAGGAGGGCUACGAGGGCGUGCUCGGGAAGCUCGCGUUCGAGGGCUCGCAGCGGGAGGUCACCCGCCCGUCGCUGCUGGCGCGCCUGUUUCCGUGCCUGGGGCCCAAGGUCGCGGCGGUCGCCCCGGAGCAGCCAGCGCCGGCCAAGGACGCAAAGUACGCGCCGCUCGACCUCACCGGCGGGACGGGGUCGCUCCUGUACAUGGCCCCGGAGGUGUUCCGCAGCGAAAAGUAUAACGCCAGGGCUGACGUGUUCUCCCUCGGGAUGCUCGCGCUCGAGCUCUUCUCCCGGUGCCCCCUCACGACCACGCACAACCUCGCCUGCUCCGACGACGUCGUCCACUUCGCCCAGUCCAUCUCGAACGGCUGGCGGCCCGACAUCCCCAAGAAGCUCCCGCCCCCAUUCAAGGACUUCGUAAAAGCCUGCCUAGAGCACGACCCCGCCGUGCGGCCCUCCGCGCACGCGGUCGUGCGCAUGCUGCAGGAGAUGACCCCGGCCAUGCUCAAGUGGGCCCAGCAGCAGGACAUCGCCAUGGCGCGCGCGUCGAUGAAGUAUCGCGCCGCCACCGAAGACCAGCGGUAG